Molecule: messenger RNA, 1786 nt
Organism: Haemorhous mexicanus (house finch)
Lineage: Eukaryota; Metazoa; Chordata; Aves; Passeriformes; Fringillidae
Gene: NECAB2
Product: N-terminal EF-hand calcium binding protein 2
Exons: 12
Coding region: 135-1049 (304 amino acids)
Biological process (GO): regulation of amyloid precursor protein biosynthetic process
Cellular component (GO): cytoplasm
Source: RefSeq, a predicted model, not a curated record
GCUGCUGCGCUGGGCGGCCGGCAGGAUGGGCGACAAGGGCCUCGCCGACAGGGAGCUGCUCGCCCCGGGCGCCGCCGCCGCCCAGAGGAAGGGCACCUCCGUCAUCCUCGAUAUUUUCAGAAGAGCUGACAAAAAUGAUGAUGGGAAGCUGUCCCUGGAGGAGUUCCAGGCCUUCUUUUCUGAUGGGACACUCAACGAGGAGGAACUUGAGAAGCUCUUUCACACCAUUGACUCAGACAACACCAAACUAUUUUGCUGACCAUAUGGGAGACUAUGAGGAUGUUUUGGCCUCCCUGGAGAUGCUGAACCUCUCCAUCCUGAAGGCCAUGGACUACACCAAACGGGUGUACGAGAGCGGCAGCAACGUGGACCAGUUCGUGACGCGCUUCCUGCUGAAGGAGACGGCGAACCAGACCCAGUCACUGCUGAGCUCCGUGGAGAGUGCUGUGGAUGCCAUCGACGAGCAAACCAACCCCACCAGACACUACUCCAGCAAGGAUGGUCAUGGCCUGAGUGACACCUGGUAUGACAAGCCCGUGCCCAGCUACUCUCCCAGCACCUGGAUGGUCCCCAGGGAGCAAGGAAAGAACUUCCAGGCUGGUUCCCCUGACACCAAGGCAGAGGGGCUGGAGGGGCAGAUCAACAGGCUGGCCAAGCUGAUUGGCAAGCUGGAGGACAAGACCCUGUGGUUUGACCUGCACCAGCGGCUGUGUGACAGCGAGAGCACGGCCUGCACGUACCUGCUCCUGGUGAGGAACGAGAUGACAGUGUCACAAAAGCACCUGGGCGAGUUCUGCAGCUCCCUGAAGCAGUACCUGAAGAGCGUGGCCGGGGAGCGGGACUGCUUCCAUGUCACUGCAGUGAAGCUGCCUGAUGGGGUCACCUUCAUCGUCUACGAGUUCUGGGAGACUGAGGAGGACUGGAAGAGGCACCUGCAGAGUGCCACCUGCAAGGGCUUCCAGCACGUCAAGGUGGACACGCUCAGCCAGCCUGAGGCCAUCUCCAGCGUGGCCGUGCCAGCUGCCUGGUGCACCCUGAGCCGAGAGUGACGGUCACUGCCGGGGGCCUGCCAGCAUCUGUCCCCUCUGCGGGGCAGCCAUGCCCAGGGAAGGCGUCGGUGUGACCUGGCUGCAGUGAAGGAAAAUCCCAUGUGUGUGUCCCCCACCCCAGCUGUCUCCCUCAGCUCCCCACCACCUGCGGCAUCUCUCCCUGAUGUGGGUGGUCUCAGGGGAAAGGGAGUGCCAGGGAGGGGCUGGCAGCAUUUGGGGAGGGGGACAUCCCCCAGACUUAGGUAGGUGGGGGGGGGGGGGGGCAACGGGUGCAGGCAGGCAGGCACUAGGAAGGAGGGUGGGAGGCUGGAGCCCCCCUGAAAGCAGGGAGUAGGUUGGGGGUCUGUGCAAGUCCCCAGGGGCCACCCCAGGAAGAGACUAGGGGGUUGAGGCUGUGCCUCGGGGGUGAGUGUACCUGUGCCUGCAGAAGGAGGUUUCCCUUCUCCCUAGGUGACCCUUAGUCCUUUCCAGCUGUGGGGGGUCCCGAGGGGUUUCCUUUGCAUGUGCACAGUUGCAGCUGGUGCCUUGUAGGCAUGAGGGUGGCUGCCUCCUCUCCUUCCUGGGGUCUGUACUUCGUCUGUGUGUCUGUCCAUCUGUGCCAAUCCCACACCCACCCUGCCGUGCGUGGGGGUCCCUCAGGGUGUGUGGCACAGGACCUUUGCCAAUAUCCUCUCCUGUCUUUAUUAGCCACUGUACAACAGGGACGGUGAUGCCAAAUAAAACCGCCAUGGGAUCCA